Capsicum annuum is the source of this 2763-nucleotide messenger RNA. RefSeq names its product phosphatidylinositol 3-kinase, root isoform. Gene Ontology annotation, molecular function: 1-phosphatidylinositol-3-kinase activity. Bases 269 to 2716 code for a protein of 815 amino acids. Gene Ontology annotation, cellular component: membrane; endosome; phosphatidylinositol 3-kinase complex, class III, type I. NCBI's taxonomy places the organism in Eukaryota, Viridiplantae, Streptophyta, Magnoliopsida, Solanales, Solanaceae. The record is from RefSeq and is a predicted model, not a curated record. Gene Ontology annotation, biological process: phosphatidylinositol-3-phosphate biosynthetic process; autophagy of peroxisome; endocytosis. The transcript is spliced from 17 exons.
CCCAAAUUUGUACGCCAAGUUAAAUGACAUAUUGAAAAAUAAAAAAUAAAAAAUAAAAAAAAUUUGAAAUUUGCUUCUAAUCCAAGUUUGUUCAUGUUCAUCUUUGUUAAUUGAACUAAUAAACACUUAGAUACUCAUCAACCAAAACUCACAGAAACCCAAAAUUCAAGAAAACGGUUAAAAAGAUUGCUCUUCAAAGUUCAAUUUUUUUUUAAAAAAACAAAGAAGAAGAAGAAGAAGAAGAAAAAUUGGUGUGAAAAAGGGAGGAAUGAGUGGAAACGAAUUCAGAUUUUUCUUAUCAUGUGAUAUUAAUCUUCCUCUUACUUAUCGUAUUGAGAAAUUGGAAGGCAAAUUGCCAACACCCAAGAUUUCUGAAUCAGACAAUGUUGAUUCUACAUCGGAGGAGAGAAAGGCUGAGCUGUAUGUGGAGAGUACUUUGUAUAUAGAUGGUGCUCCCUUUGGACUUCCCAUGAGAACAAGGCUGGAGAAAGGAGGUCCAUCGUAUUGCUGGAAUGAACUUAUUACUUUGAGUACAAAGUAUAGAGACUUGACUGCGAACUCACAACUGGCAUUUACUGUUUGGGAUGUUUCUUGCGAAAAGGGUGAAGGAUUGAUCGGUGGAGCUACCAUCCAUCUCUUCAACAUGAAAAAACAGCUGAAGACGGGGAAGCAUAAGCUUAGGCUUUGGAUAGGCAAAGAGGCAGAUGGAUCUAUUAACACAACUACACCUGGAAAGGUUCCCAAGGAGGAACGUGGGGAGUUGGAGCGUUUGGAGAAGCUGGUUAACAAGUAUGAGAGAGGGCAGAUUCAACGAAUUGAUUGGCUGGACCGCCUUGCAUUUAAAGCUAUGGACAAAAUUAAGGAGGCUGAAAGUAGUCGAGGUGGAAGUUCUCAUUUAUAUGUGGUUGUUGAUUUUUGCAGCUUUGAACACCGAGUUGUUUUCCAGGAAUCAGGUGCAAACUUCUUGUUACCAUCUCCUAUUGCUUCAACAAACGAACUUGUUAUUGUCUACGACCCAGAAGUGGGAAAAGUAAAUCCUUCUGAGCACAAACAACUAAAGCUUGCUAGGAGCUUAAACCGUGGUAUCAUUGACCGAGAUCUUAAACCAAGUUCUACAGAAAGAAAGUCAAUACAAAGAAUUUUGAAGUACCCUCCGACGAGAAAUUUGAGUGGCGAUGAGAGGCAGAUGCUUUGGAAAUUCCGUUUCUCAUUGAUGUCAGAGAAGCGGGCUCUCACUAAAUUUCUCCGAUGCGUUGAGUGGAGUGAUGUCCAGGAAGCGAAGCAAGCCUUAGAACUGAUGCACAAGUGGGAAUCAAUCGACCUAUGCGAUGCACUGGAACUUCUAUCUCCUGUAUUCGAGAGUGAAGAGGUUCGUGCCUAUGCCGUUAGUGUUCUUGAAAAAGCUGAUGAUGAAGAGCUUCAGUGCUACCUCCUUCAGUUGGUUCAAGCUCUUCGCUUUGAGCGCUCCGACAAAUCCCGCCUUUCUCAUUUCCUUGUGCAACGUUCAUUAAGGAACGUUGAGUUGGCAAGCUUUCUCCGAUGGUUUGUAGCAGUGGAACUUCAUGAUCCUGCAUAUGCAAAGCGCUUUUAUUGUACUUAUGAAAUUCUGGAAGAAAGUAUGUUGAAGUUAGGAGCUGGUGCAAGUGAAGAUGAAGAUGGCUAUAAGUUGUGGCAGAGCUUGGUGCGCCAGACUGAAUUGACUGCUCAGUUAUGCUCUAUAAUGAGGGACGUAAGAAAUGUUCGCGGUGGCACACAAAAGAAGAUUGAAAAGCUUAGGCAUCUUCUUUCUGGCCUCCUUAGUGAGCUCACUUACUUUGACGAGCCAAUACGAUCUCCUCUUGCACCUGGUACGCUGAUCACAGGGAUCAUCCCAUCAGAAUCUUCAAUAUUUAAAAGUGCAUUGCAUCCAUUGCGAUUGGCAUUUAGAACAGCGAAUGGUGGAAGUUGCAAGAUCAUAUUUAAGAAAGGAGACGAUCUUCGACAAGACCAGCUGGUUGUCCAGAUGGUAUCACUUAUGGACCGAUUGCUCAAAUUGGAGAAUCUUGAUUUGCAUUUGACUCCAUACAGAGUGUUGGCAACUGGACAUGACGAGGGCAUGCUGGAAUUUAUCCCAUCUAAACCGUUGGCACAGAUUAUCUCCGAGCAUCGAAGUAUUGUAAGCUACCUGCAGAAGUUUCAUCCUGAUGAGAAUGGACCAUUUGGUAUUACUUCUACAUGUCUUGAGACCUUUAUAAAAAGCUGUGCUGGUUACUCCGUCAUCACAUACAUAUUGGGCAUUGGUGACAGGCAUCUUGACAAUCUUCUUCUUAGAGAUGAUGGCCGUCUUUUCCAUGUUGAUUUUGGUUUCAUUUUAGGUCGCGAUCCUAAGCCCUUUCCACCGCCAAUGAAACUUUGCAAAGAAAUGGUUGAAGCUAUGGGUGGGGCAGAAAGUCAGUACUACACCAGGUUCAAGUCGUAUUGUUGUGAAGCAUACAACAUUCUGCGAAAAUCAAGCAACCUCAUAUUAAAUUUGUUCCAUUUGAUGGCCGGUUCCAAUAUUCCUGACAUAGCUUCUGAUCCCGAGAAGGGCAUUCUUAAGCUUCAAGAGAAGUUUCGGUUAGACUUGGACGAUGAGGAAGCCAUUCACUUCUUUCAGGAUCUUAUCAAUGAAAGUGUUAGUGCACUAUUUCCGCAAAUGGUUGAGACCAUUCACCGUUGGGCCCAGUACUGGCGUUGAUUAUCGGUAAAAGUUCUUUUUCUUCAAAGAGCUUCUUUCAAUUCAGG